This is a messenger RNA of Spinacia oleracea (spinach), 2398 nucleotides long. Its product is annotated as protein ALTERED PHOSPHATE STARVATION RESPONSE 1. The transcript is spliced from 4 exons. NCBI's taxonomy places the organism in Eukaryota, Viridiplantae, Streptophyta, Magnoliopsida, Caryophyllales, Amaranthaceae. The record is from RefSeq and is a predicted model, not a curated record. The coding region runs from base 296 to 2221 and encodes 641 amino acids.
CUAUGCUUCAUUGUUGCUCCUGUGCCCCCUUUCUCUCUCUCUUCAGUCUUCACCCAAAAAUUAAAGAUGAGUUUUUAGAGAGAGAAAGCAGCUGUGAUUAAUCACCAAUUAAAAACCUACGUUUUUUAACGUUAAUCUUCAUCUUCUUAAAAGCUUCAACCCUUUCCUUUUUACCCCUCUUCAACAAAAUCCAAACAGACUUUUAUUUUGAAACUCUCUAAAAAUGGCGUACCCUCCUUAGAACAAAUCAAAUCAAAUUCAAACAUUCUACAUUAACAAAACAGAAAGAAGAAAGAUGGGGUGUUGUGUGUCAAGAAUUGAUAGACAAGAAAUGGUGUCAAGAUGCAGAGCAAGGAAAAGGUACAUGAAACAAUUAGUUGAAGCUAGACAAUUUCUCUCUUCUUCUCACUCCUUUUACCUUCGUUCUCUUCGUUCUACUGGCUCCGCUCUCCUUCAAUUUUCCACCGGUGAAUCCUCUCUCCUCCGCCACAACCGCCAUAUCCCACCUUCACCGCCACCACUGCCGCCGCUUCCACAGACACCUCCGCCGCCAAUGUCUCCAACUACAGACACAUGGACGACCACUACUUCGACUACUACUACCUCAGCUCUUCCUCCUCCGCCACCGCCGCCUCCCCCUCCACCUCCGAUGACGGGUUCCACGUGGGAUUUCUGGGACCCGUUUGUUCCUUCCUCGGGGCCGCGGAGUGGGACCGAGGAAGAGGAGUGGGAGGAUGAAGCUGCUACUACAACUACUACGACUGUGACUCCGAUGAGAGCGGCGGCGAAUGUGGCGGCUACGCCCUCUGUGGUGAGCGGGUUUUCGAAAGAGAGUGAAAUGGCGGUGGUUGUUUCGAGACAAGGGAAGGAAUUAGUGGAGAUAAUUAAGGAAUUAGAUGAGUAUUUUUUAAGAGCUGCUGAUGCUGGUGGUUUUGUUUCUGGGAGUUUAGAAGUUCGUUCUUUCUCUAAUCAUCAUUUGGGUAAUUCAGGGAAGGUGUAUGAUAAUGGGAGGAGUAUGAGUAUGAGUUGGAGCCCAAUGUUAUGGGGUUCAAAUGGUAAAUUAAACGGGUUAGGAUGUGGUAAAUUAGGGGAUGAUAUGAUGUUUAGUAGAAUGGGAAUGGUUGAUAAUAAUAUAAAUGAUAUUAAUAGUCAUUGUUCAACUAUUGAGAGGCUCUAUGCUUGGGAAAAGAAACUCUUCCAUGAUGUCAAGAAUGCGGAGAAAACAAAGAUGGAGCAUGAGAAGAGGGUAGAGCAACUAAGGAGACUGGAAGUGAAGAGAUCAGAUUAUUUUAAGACAGAGAAAACAAAGAAAGAAGUUGAAAAAUUAGAGUCACAAAUAGAGGUUGCUUCUCAAGCCAUUCAAACAACCUCUAAUGAGAUCAUCAAAUUAAGGGAAUCUCAGCUUUACCCUCAACUUCUUGACAUUGUUAAGGGGUUUAUGUCGAUGUGGAGGAGCAUGUACGAGUGCCACCAAGUACAAAUGCACAUAGUUGAUCAGCUCAAGUACCUAAAUGCCAUGCCAUCUACAGAACCGACAUCUGAGAUCCAUCGCCAGUCCACAUUACAACUCGAGGUGGAGCUCCAACAAUGGCAUCAAUCCUUUUGCAACUUAGUCAAAGCUCAACGGGACUACAUUCGGUCCCUCACUGGGUGGCUGCGUUUGAGCCUCUUUCAGUUCAACAAAAACCCACUGAUGAGAUCAAUCCAAGACUCCACUAUCUACUCCCUUUGUGAACAAUGGCAGCUCGAAAUUGAUAAUGUACCCGACAAAGUGGCAUCGGAAGGAAUCAAAAGCUUAUGGACAGUGAUCCAUGCCAUUGUGAUUCAACAAUCUGAGGAACUUAAGCAAAAGAAGAGAUCAGAGGCCGCAAAUAAACAACUAGAGAAGAGAGCAGUUGAGCUAAGGUCUUUGGAGGUAAAGCACGGGGCAUACUCGAUGCCUGAGAUGUCAAGCUCAAAAAAAGGGCGGGACCCAGUUGGAGAAAAACGAGCAAAGGUAGACAUGUUGAAGGUAAAGGCUGAGGAAGAGAAGGCUAAGCAUGAGAAAGCAGUUAGUGUGACAAGGGCCAUGACAUUAAACAACAUGCAGAUGGGACUUCCUCAUGUUUUUCAGGCUAUGACUGGUUUCUCAAGUGUUUGUAAACAAGCUUUUGAAAAGGUGUACAACGAAGCCAAAAAUAUGGAUCAGGAGCACGAUGUCAAGAGGUUGAUGAUGGCUUAGAUACAAGCUGACAUAGAGCGUUUGUUGUGUGAUUUAUUUUUAUCAACUUUCUUUGUACAGCUCCGUCUUAGCCUUGGGAGGAUGAUUAGUAUAAGCCGACUGCCCCGUUAAUGCAUUUUGGUGUUAUUAUUAUUAAAUCAAGUUCCAAUGAAGUUUUCAGGGUGUGGAUUUGUGUUA